Cetraspora pellucida is the source of this 541-nucleotide messenger RNA. The record is from the annotation of a GenBank genome assembly. Lineage: Eukaryota; Fungi; Glomeromycota; Glomeromycetes; Diversisporales; Gigasporaceae.
AUGGGCAAUGUAAUAACUUUAUGCAAGCAAUAUCAAUGUUUUAACCGUUACCUGUUACCUAUUCUUAUAAUUCUUGCUUAUUUGCAUAAUUCUGAACUUUACAUUCUACCGACCAAGAUUGAUAUUGAUUAUCCUUUUAAGCUUCCAUGCAGUUAUCAAUUGGAAUUUGGUUCUGUUUUUUCAAAUUUCCUAAGAGCAAUACCAACGCAAUUAGGCGGUAAGAGUUUGACGAUUACAGCAGGCCAAUAUCCUAUAAAUAUAGCCUAUAAUUUCAUUGAUUUUGUAAAUAUUCAGCGCUGGAUAGACAAAAUCGCACAAAUUUUGGACUCUUGGAAAGUUUUUGUAAAUAAUUCAAAACUCGUUUUAGGCGUUGAACUUGGUGACAUUUUCGAAUAUGUUUCUUCGAAUAGUAUUAAAUCAGACAUUGAGAAUCAACACCUUCAAAUAGUAAAUGACACAAAUCCUAAGUUUCCUUUAACCAACAAUGAACUGAUCUCAGAUCAAUGUAAUCGUUCAUCAUAUGCAUAUUUGUCAUGGGAAA